Scutellospora calospora is the source of this 256-nucleotide messenger RNA. The record is from the annotation of a GenBank genome assembly. NCBI's taxonomy places the organism in Eukaryota, Fungi, Glomeromycota, Glomeromycetes, Diversisporales, Gigasporaceae.
UGUAGAUAUUUGUUUAGGUGAAAAAUAUUUGAACGAAAUUAAUUGUUAUGAGAUUGAUCAAGAGUAUAUAUAUUAUUUAUAUAAUCUUUAUUACAAAGAAUUUAGUGAUUUUUUUAAUUUAACAAGAUGGAAAAAGAAAAUCAAUAUUGAUUUAAUUGAUUAUUAUUUUGAUAUCGCUAUAUCUGGUAAUAUAAAAGUAAACAAUAUUCCUAUUGAUGGAUAUUAUAAACAGCAAUUUUAUGAAAAAUAUUUAUAA